This is a messenger RNA of Penicillium mononematosum, 270 nucleotides long. RefSeq lists its product as uncharacterized. NCBI's taxonomy places the organism in Eukaryota, Fungi, Ascomycota, Eurotiomycetes, Eurotiales, Aspergillaceae. The record is from RefSeq and is a predicted model, not a curated record. Bases 1 to 270 code for a protein of 89 amino acids. The transcript has 2 exons.
AUGCGUAUCCAGCCAAUUACGGAGGUCUGCUGCAUCAAGAUCCCUUAUUUCCCCGACUACCUGAUGGAGCAGGGAUGGAAACAUUUAUCGCACCUGCAGCCCUCCACCAUCUCGACCAACCAGGCCACCCCGCGUCUCCUGCACGAUCGUAUACUUAUCGCGUGGGCAGCCAAGCAGAAGCAGGAGAGCCUCGAACUCCCCACCCCCCGUGCGAGGUUCCUGCGAGGUGUCCCUGCACGCGUUUUCGUCCUUUGGUGUCGGCCUGGCUAG